GGGGACGCACAGGCGACUAUAUAACACCGAGCAUGUUCACUUGUUGAUAGUAGUGAACAUAUCCCCUAGUGCUACAAGAGCUUCUCCUCGACUCUGGGAAGGAUCUUGUCUUAAGAAGCUUUAUUGCGAAAUAAGAAGCAACAGGCGCCGAGAUGAAAGUGCUGAUUGUCCUGUCGGUGUGCGUGGCUUUGGCCUGCGCUGCGUCGCCUUCUCGCUCUGCGCCCGAAUCCCAAGUCGAAGCCAAAGAUCGCACGAAAAGGGACCAUCCAGUAGACAGCUACGCGGCCCCUCCCCCCCAAGGACACGGCGAUGGCGGAGUCUACUAUUAUUAUUACCCAACUGAAAUGAUGCCGAAGGAAAUGGAGGAGGAAGACGACAAAAAGAAGGACAAGUGUGCUGUGGAAAAGCUGUUGCCUCCCAUCAUCUUGAUCACGAUUUUCCUGGGUAUCAUCGCCGGCGCCAUCGUGGGUCUCUUUCCGUCCCUGACCUUCCCGACCGUCCAGCAACUCAUCCCAGCGCUGGCUCAGCUUGGCAACGGAAGAGCAAUGGAUGAUAUGACAACGAUGAUAACCCAAGCUGUAGAAAAUGAGGACUGCUUGCCUCGUCUCAUCUGUGAAUCUGGAAAAUUCGCUGACGGAUACACAACUAUUAUCAGCUUGUUCGAAUUCUUCACUCCUCGCGGCUUCGAGAGCAAGAUGAAGAUCUUCAAGGACUCCGCCCUCAAGAAGACUGACUGCAAGGCCUACAGAUGCUCCUACGUCGACGGAAAGCCCAAAUAAGAUGCCUCUCUAGCGGCCGAUUUCCCUCUUAUUCUCUGAGCCUUUUCCCAAAAACGUAAACACUCUGCACAAAAUUUUAGGUUAUCUUUUAUUGUCUUUCUUUACAUUACUUGCUAAGCUAUGAUCCUGAUUUUUCAUUCUACUGCUCUCUCUCUUGCUUCCUUUCUCCUUCUCUCUCUCUUGCUUCCUUUCUCCUUCUCUCUCUUUCUUUCUUUCUCUCUCUCUCUCUCUCUCUCUCUCUCUCUCUCUCUCUCUCUCUCUCUCUCUCUCUCUCUCUCUCUCUCUCUCUCUCUCUCUCUCUCUCUCUCUCUCUCUCUCUCUCUCUCUCUCUCUCUCUCUCUCUCUCUCUCUCUCUCCUUUGUCCUCUUUUUUUCUUUCAAAGUUUAUCAAUCAGAAAAUUCUGCCACCUCUUCCACUGCAAAACCAAUCAAAUGCAAUAUUUUGGGAAAUUGAACAUUUUCCUUUCUUCUUCAUCUAAAAGAUUAAUAUACACACUGCCAGAGUAUAAUAGAAUAUAUUUCUUUCUGUUUUCCCAGUAUCUCAGUGAGAAGAAAAUUCGUGCUGGUUCAUGAAUUCUCAAAGUUUACCUUCAGAACUUUCUACCAAAGCCCUGUUUCUAACUAUGUUUUUUUUUUUGUUUGUUUGUUGUUUUGAUGUUUUGUUGAUGUUUUUAUUUAUUACGUAUUUAUUAAUCUCUGACAUAUCACAGAUGAACUUGAUAGACUCAGGUAUACCAUUAAGAUGCAUCUUGACCGACAUUACUUUUAUAACGACAAAAACAUGACUGAAAAACAGACUCGAGACUGAACAAAUGACUUACGAUUUUUUGUUUAUUAUUUACUGAUAACUGACGUAAACUCUAUAAACCAAAGUUAGCGAAAUCCUCAUUCAUUAUCCAUAUCAUUGAGAAUAUAUUUUGUAUAUAUCAUUUAGAAGGCAUAACAACUUCAUUUUUUAAACCAAUUUUUUUUUCAAAAGUUCCGUAAAAUUUGAGUCAUUCUUUCUCAAUAGCGUCAUAAAUGAAUUGUACAGUCAUUCAGUUUUCAAUAUUGCCAUAAACAAAAUGUAUAUUUCACAUUGCCGUAAAAUCAUGCCAGAUUUAAAAAAUAUAUUUUUGGUCUAUAAGAUUUGACUACAUUAACUUGACAAGACUGACGAAAAACUGAUAUUUAAUAUAUUUUGUUAACACCCAUUUCCAUUGUUUUGUUUACUGCAUGUGCCAUAAUAAAUUAGGGGAUACAUUAUCAGCAAUA
Messenger RNA from Penaeus indicus, 2032 nucleotides. RefSeq lists its product as uncharacterized. The transcript has 6 exons. NCBI's taxonomy places the organism in Eukaryota, Metazoa, Arthropoda, Malacostraca, Decapoda, Penaeidae. The coding region runs from base 153 to 779 and encodes 208 amino acids. The record is from RefSeq and is a predicted model, not a curated record.